AACUGGUAACUGGUUUCGUUUUAGAGUAUUUUGCUAAUUUAGUAUAUAGACUUGGGAGUAAUCCUCUUUCCUUUUCAAUACUUGAUAUCAUUGAAUCGGCUAUGGCGAACUGUAAAUUGUCCGCCGUAGAAUUCAUCCAAGAUUCUUUUUCACCAACAAUAGCCGUUUCAUGCAGCAACGAUGCCGCUGAAGUAUGUGCAAAAAAUAAUCUUUCUUUUGCUGAUAUGGUUGAACCUUUUUGUAAACUCUCCACUGACGUCGAAAUAAGAGACACUCAUGCAGUACCUCAUAACAUUUCAAAUUUGCGAUUAAUUUUACGUGACAUCAAUCAUUCUGCCCCUCAACCCUCGAUGACAAGAAAAUUAUUAAACGAUACUGUGACUCUUUCAAGUAGAUCGUAUUUCAAUAGUACUGGGUUGGAGUUCCGCCCUUCUCAUGAAACCCCUUGGUUCGAAGCAUUCAGAGAAACGUUCAUGAAUUGCUGUCCUAAUUAUGAUCAUGAAUUUAUAAAGAAUUAUUUAGCUUGUAUUUUUGUUGUAUCGUCUGCCACGGAUAAUGCAAUAGAACAAUUUAAUGCACUAACUCAUAGUCAACAGCAAAAUCAGUAUCAAAGUAAGCAAUCUAAAUGGUUCUCAACUCAUAUUCUGCGCUACUAUGUUCUGUUACACGAUGCAUCAUCACCUCAUCAAGCAAAGGCCGAAAAAACAAUCGAGUCUAUGCGAAGUGUUUAUGGAAAUAAUCUAUGUCAUAUGCUAGUUAUUAAUUCAAGAAAUCCAAUUGAUGAGAAGUCGGCACCAAUUAAUUACUGGAAUUGCUCAGUAACACCAAAAAUUCCUGAUCCUCCUGGUGACCAACGAGAUUCUCCAGUUGGUAGUCAUCCUUUGGAAUUGAGAGGCGAAUCUCCAGAACAUGAAAUCAGUAUACCAUCGUCUGUAUCGGUAACGAGUCUAAGAAGCCUCAAUAUGGUUGAGACUAAAGAUGAAAGUUAUGGAUGUUGCCUAUCAACUGAGGAUCACGAUAGAAUAAAAGCUUUUAUCUUUGAAUUUGCUUCAAAAUCUCUAAUUGUUUGGGCCGAAAAAUCUAUUCAAACUCUAAAUGAUCAAGUAGCAAGCAAAAAGAGAGGAUUUUGGAAAUUAUUUGGUUCGCAGAAUAAACCUGCUUCUUCGAGUUCGAAUUCUGGAGAAUCGAAUGCUGCAAAUGUUGUCUACACAACAGAAGCUCCGGAAAUGCAAGUUAGACGACUUGCCGAUUUGGCUUUUGCUUUUCAUAUGUACGAACUAGCGGGAAAUAUGUACCAUACGGCGAAGAGAAAUUUCAAUUCAGAUCAUGCAUGGUUAUAUUACGCUGGUGCUUUGGAAAUGGGCGAGCUUGCUGCUUUCAUGCAAGGGAAAAUUCCCUCUAGCAAUAUAGAAACUGCUAUUAAUACUUACGCAUAUACAUGCAGACAAAUGACCUUAGCUAUUAGAUCGACUUUACUCUUGACUGAAGUAUUAAAAUUUAAAAAAAUGUAUACGGAAGCGGCUAGUCAAUUGAUAAAAAUGACAAGUGAAGACUCUGAUUUAUGCAGUGCCCUCUUACUUGAACAGGCUGCUCAUUGCUAUCUGAAUCACUACGGGGUUUCUUGUCGCAACCAAACAAGAAAAUACGCAUUCCAUAUGAUACUUUCUGGACAUAGAUAUAGUAAAGCUGGUCAACGGUUACACGCUCUCAGAGCUUACUGCCAAACACUUUUAAUUUACAAAGGAAAACAUUGGAAUUUAGCCGAAGACCAUAUAAACUUCACUAUUGGACGUCAAUGCUCAAAUCUUAAAUAUCUCGACAAAUCAUGUGAUGCUUUCGAACAACUUAUCUCUUAUUCAAAGCAAAAUCCUGCUCAACAAGCUGCCUAUUUCAGAGAGUAUUUGUACGUUUUGAGUUUAGCGACUAAAGAUUCACCUCCUCCAUCGCUAUCUAUACCUGAAAUUGAUUGGUCGCGGGCUCAUCUUUAUCUACCCUCCUCAACUGGACAGAUAACCAAGUUGGAUAGUGUUCAUCACACUCUCCGUUAUCAAAAAAAGUUUGAAAGCUUGGAAAAAUUACUUGGGAUCCCUUCACAAAAAGCUUCCAUUUUCUGUCACUCGGCAGUAUCUGGCAAAAUAAAAAGGCCGAUUACAGCAUUUGUUGGAGAGGAUCUGGCCUUUGAGCUAACCUUUAAAAAACGUCUAAAGCUUCAUCUAGUCAUGACAAAUAUUGUAUUACUAUGGAAAUUUGAUGACAAAUCAGAUGAGGAUGCUGUAAACAUAGAGCCUAUAUCCAAUUUUACAAUGCUUCUUCAGGAAAAUGAAAAAACUCUUAUUCUUAAAGUGAAACCCAAUAAAAUUGGUAAAUUGGUAAUAACCGGUUUGAUUUACGAGCUAUCGUGUACCAGCGCAAAUCAACAACAGCCAGUUACGGUCCGCGGUAUACAAUCAGUCAAAUUAGACUCCAUUCCGAGGAAUAUAUUUGAGAUAAAAAUUACAGAAGAUCUACCAAGGGUAGAGCUAACUAUGAGUGAUCUACCUGAAAGUUUAGUUUGUGGACAAAUUGUUAAUUUUAACUUAAGCAUAAAGAAUAUUGGAAAUAAGACGGUUAACGCUAUUAAAUUGGCGACUUCUACAUCGCACCUAUUAAUUGUAUUGGAUAGUGAAGAGUUGGAAAAUAAUACUUUACUGUUGCACAAUGAAAUAAAACCAGGGGAAGAAAUUGUGAAAAAGGCUUUUGUAAGGGCUUCGGAUCAAGUUGGAGAAUGUAUAAUACAUUUAAUAUUUAUGUUCUUAGGAGAUGAUAAUCAAUAUAGAACAUUAAGGAAAAAUGUAAUAUUCAAUACUGUAUCGGGUUUGUUGAUUUCGGCGAUGAUUAUCGAUAGCGAUAGGAAAGAAAUUCCUCAGGUUGUUCAAUGUUGUAUCGAAAAUGAUGGGAAUAAGACUGUGCAAUUAAAGGAGAUUCGAUGUGUUCAAAAUUAUACUAUAGAAGCCAAAGGAUUGGAUAAAGAAAUAAAAGAUAUUUGCUUGAGAAAGGGAGAAAAUGAAAUGAUAUAUUUAACUUUGAAUGGCGCUGAAAAAGAAGAUUCCAAAACAGAUACUGACUCUUUUUGUUGGUUUAAAAGAUCAGAAGAAAAGGAAUCAUUGAAAGAUGUUGUUAUACUUUCAGCGUUUUGGGAAAUUGAUAACAAUAUUUUAGGUCAAAAUAAUGUAUCAAUUGAUUUGAAACCAUCUAUUUCCUCAACACAACACUCUUUGGUUGACGUUCAAUUAAUUUAUUCUCAAAAGGUUGCACACGAAUUUAACUCUAAGCCAAGACGCCUUUGUCAUGUUCCUGUUAUCCUUCGAUUGCAUAAUAACUAUGAAACAGAUAUUGAAACUAUCAUCGAUGCUAAUCAUAACAACGUUGAAAUAAUUAAAGAUUAUAAGGCGGAUAGUCAACGAAGAUUUAUUUGGAGUAAACAAGUUUACUUUUGCGAAAAGAUAAAAUCAAAAAGUUAUCUCGAUUGUAAAUUAAUUGCAACAUUCUCAUGCGCUGGUCUUUAUGAUUUAUCUAAGCUGAAAAUUACUUUUAGACCUAGUAGUGAAAAGAAUUUUCAAUAUCAGAAAAUAACAACACCGUAUCUUAUUUCUGUUGGAAACGUUAGUUUGCUUGAAUAGGAAAUCUGUUAAUUUAUCUCAAAGAUGAAAGACAUUGAUAAUUUUAAAAAUUACAAAAUUAACAAUGAAUACAAAUAAUUUCAAUUACAGUUAUAUACAGUAUAAAUAUAUAUGUAUUUUUCACUUUGCAGUAGAUUUGCUAAGUAUAACUUGGAAGUAUUGAAUAACUUAAAAUCUUACAUUCCCUGUUACAUCUUAAAGAACUUUUAAAGUCUUCCUUUUGUAAAGAAGGAAGAUGCUGUUGAAUAUUAAAUAAUAUAACUAGAGCUUUAUUAUGGUCUUCUGUCGACGUUAUAUGAUAUUUUGAAUCAAAAUUUUUCGAUAGAGAUAUUAAUCUUUUAGCAUCUACGCAUUUGCUUUUUUCACCAAUCACCUGUAUUAUAUAAUUCUCGUGCUCUCUUAAGAUGUCAUUAAGAAUAGGUUUUUGGAAUACCCUGUCAAAAUUAUUAAACCAAUCCCCAUUUUCCACGUGUACAAUAGCUUCAUAGAAGUUUGAAAAUGUUGAAUUGUCAGGAUUCCAUAUUGAUCCAUUGAGUAUUAGAUAGCAUUUCCAAAGGUUUGUGCAUCCCGCUUUCACUUUCCAUAAUUGAAGAUUUUUAUCAAUAUCUGUAAAUUCAAUUAGUCUUUUGACACGAAUCGACAAAGGAUCCAAAGUGUCGGUAUUUUUAGGUAGAUCUUGAAUAUUUGAUUUAAUCGGUUUUAAAUCUUCUUUAGUCACUUCAUCUUCCUUGCUUACAUCUGAUGAAGAUUGUAUCGAAGAUUGCGCUUUUUUUUCAAUCGCUCCCGCCCGUUCAAUAAUUCGUUCAGAUUUGACUUUUAAAGAUAACAACUUGGAAACCAGUUCAUCAAUAUCCUUAAUCAUUUCAUAGCUAUCGUUUUUAAUUAGAUCUCGCAAUUCGCUAUCCCUGUAAAGAGUUUUCAAUAAAGAUAUUGAAUGGAUAAAUAACUUCAACUAACAUUUGAUAUUUUAUUAGCAAUUUAAAGAAAUUUCAAUAGAAGUUCUCUUUCUUCUUAAACAAAAGAAAUUAGUCCAAUAUUUAUUAAAAAUACAGAGGAAGGAAGAAAAGUAGGCGUUGAGAU
Molecule: messenger RNA, 4739 nt
Organism: Dimorphilus gyrociliatus
Lineage: Eukaryota; Metazoa; Annelida; Polychaeta; Dinophilidae
Source: the annotation of a GenBank genome assembly